AGCUGGCUGUUUACCGCAGGGCUGAGCCGAGCCACCGCGCCGGGGCUCGCAGCACCCACCAUGGCCUUCCGUAGCGCGGGCACACUAAUGACCGAAUUUAAUGCCGCCUUCGUGCCCCCAGCUCUCAUGCCCGGACCACUUACGAAGAACCAGUGACUCAGAUAGGUAAAACCCAACCCCAGUCUGCAUCCGAGAAGCUCGCCAUCUAGUGGAAGGCAUGGAGAGUUGCAGCGAUCUGAACAGCACACAGAGAUGCAGGUACAAAGGCCAUGUUCCCGGUGUGGCUUCCUCCUUUGGCUCUUCUUAUGGCAACACCACCUUCAAGUACUUCCAGGACCUCCGCAACACAGGCUUGGAGAAGAGCUAUGCGCUCCUCAGUGGGGGUUGCUUUCCCACCAUCUUCUCCCCUAACUCCCCCCUGGUUCUGACUGAUAACUCACAGAACUGGGAUCGAUGGCUGCACCAGCCCACCUACAGCCGAUCCAACCAGGACAACGGGCGCACCACUGAGCUCACUAACUUUUACAAGACAGUCCAGCAGCAGCGGAAGUAUUACCAAGACAAGACUGGCAUUCUGUCCCGUGUUCCUUACUUUGUACUUCCUGUGAAGGAGCCGGACCGGUACCCCCUACCCACCGACCUGCCUCCUCUGAGUGAGAAGAGUAAGUGGAACCUACUAAGAUUAUCCCCUGACUACAAGAGGACCUACCAGACCUUCCCAUCAGGGAAGAGAGUUUCCUCUCAAGAGCGCCAAAGGCGGGACCUUUACUUCGAGUUCAGAGCCUGAAACCAGGUGGUUGACCCCAGGGAACCUUGGCCUGACCAGGCUGGCUUGCUUGUAAUAAAAUCUUCAGCCACAACCA
Messenger RNA from Mus musculus (house mouse), 863 nucleotides. RefSeq names its product ciliary microtubule inner protein 2C (gene Cimip2c). Gene Ontology annotation, cellular component: microtubule cytoskeleton; cilium; axoneme. The record is from RefSeq and is marked validated. The coding region runs from base 218 to 787 and encodes 189 amino acids. The transcript has 5 exons. Lineage: Eukaryota; Metazoa; Chordata; Mammalia; Rodentia; Muridae.